AUGGCUGCUGCAGGACAGCAGCGAGCAUUUGCUCAAAAACUUAAUAAACAAGGGGCAGCAGAGGUGAGAAAGCAAGUAUCUUCCACUAUACUGUAUGCACCAUCUGAUCUGGCAAGGAGUGUCAGUGGACUUAACCUGACAGUUCCACUCAGUGAUGUAGUAGACCCACCAGACUUUGAAGAUUUUGUUAUACAGAACCAGUGCACUGUUGAAAGAGAUCCUUUUAAGGACUUAAUCUUAUAUCCUGAAGAUGACAUUGACGUCCACCCACUGCCGAAGCGUUGUCGAACUGUCAACCCGGUUGUACCAGAGACAGGGGCUGAUGCUGAUGCUCAUGUGUUUGACUGUGCUCGGAGAUAUACAGCUGAUUAUACUACCGUUACUCGCAGAUAUCAGCGAUACAGCUCCAGUGUAUGUAAUAAAGACAAGCUGAAUGAUCACAAUGACUUGGUGGUGCAGGAGUAUGAGGUGGACGCUGAAGAAAACAUGACAGACCAGGACAAGGAGAACUCAAACAAGCGUCAGUCAAUUCAUAUGAAUGAUACACCACGUGGUAGCUGGGCCAGCAGUAUAUUUGACUUGAAACAGUCCCAGGCUGAUAGUCUUCUUCCAAACCUGUUUGACCGUGUCAGCUAUGAGGAAAUCGAUCAGAAAAAUGGAGAGCAGAGACAGGAAAAUCGACAGGACUCACUCUUCAGUUUAUACCAGAUGCAGGAAGAGGAUGAUUUGAUAGAACGCAGAACUCCAGCUCAGAUACCACAAGAACACUUUGGCCACAGAAUAUUGGUAAAGUGUAUUAACCUCAAACUGGAGUUGGAGUUUGAGCCACUGUUUGCUACCAUGGCCUUAUAUGAUGCAAAGGAAAGGAAGAAGAUAUCCGAGAAUUUCUACUUUGAUCUCAACCCUGAAAACCUGAAGCAGAUGAUUCGUGGACAUAACCCAGCCCAGGACGUGUCGACCAUGAGUAGGGCUUGUAUCUUCAGCAUCACAUACCCUUCACCAGACGUGUUCCUCGUCAUAAGAUUGGAAAAAGUAUUACAGCAGGGAGAUAUUGGAGAAUGUGCAGAGCCAUACAUGAAGGAAGACAAGGCAAAAGAAGAUAAGCUAAGAGGCAAUGCUGCCCAAUUCUGUGAAAGACUAGGGAAGUACAGAAUGCCUUUUGCGUGGACAGCAAUCUAUCUAAUGAAUAUUGUGAGUGGCGCAGGGAGUCUAGAACGAGAAGCCUCCGUGGAUAAGAUAGACACAGAUACUUACAGGACAGCCAGCUUAGACAGAAGAAGCUCUGGUGUACCUGGUCAGUACGAUAGUUUCCGUAAACGUGCUCGAGAUGAAAGUGCAUCCCGUCGUGGAUCCAUGGACAGAGGAAGGCCUGGAUAUGAGAAAAGAGGGAGUUCUCCUGAUGAUUAUGGAUCAAGUCUUGACAACUUCAGACCUGUUACCCUCACAGUCUCAAGCUUCUUCAAACAGGAAGCUGAUAAACUGAGCGAUGAGGAUCUGUAUAAAUUCCUGGCAGAUUUAAAAAGACCGUCCAGCAUACUGAAGCGAGUGAAAUGUAUUCCAGGUUCACUAAAGCUAGACAUCUCAAUGUGCCCUGCUGAACCUCGCUACACUCUGACACCUGAACUGUGGAAAGUUGAGCCCUACCCUGAUGAAAAGAACAGACCAACCAAAGAAAUCCUAGAAUUUCCUUCUCGGGAAGUUUACAACCCCUACUCCACCUACAGAAAUCUGUUGUAUAUCUACCCCAAGAGCUUGAAUUUUGCCAAUAGGCAGGGUUCAGCAAGAAACUUAGCAGUGAAAGUUCAGUUCAUGAAUGGAGAAGAGGAGACAUGUGCCCUUCCGGUGAUAUUUGGGAAGUCGAACUGCCCAGAACUGUCCAAAGAGGCAUACACUUCUGUGACCUACCACAACAAGUCCCCGGACUUUUAUGAAGAGAUCAAAGUUAAACUUCCUGCCAAACUGACCGAUGGACAUCACCUGUUGUUUACAUUUUAUCACCUGAGCUGUCAGAACAAAAAAAAUGAACCUGUACCAGUGGAAGUGGCUGUAGGAUACACAUGGCUGCCGCUGUGCAGAGAUGGCAGGCUGAUGGUGGGGGAGUUCAACCUUCCGGUGUCUGUGGAUAAGCUGCCUCCUAGUUACUCCAUCCUCUUUCCAGAUACUGCUCUCACAGGGAUGAAGUGGGUAGACAACCACAAAGGAUUUUUCCAGGUGGCCAUACAGUCCACAUCAUCUGUCCAUACACAGGAUGACAGAUUGGAGAAAUUUCUGGGCCUCUGUCGUCUAGCACAGGAUCAAAAACUUCCACCUCGUAAGAAUGAGUCUCAGUUUGAGAUGGAACUAAAGUACAGCCUGGGAGAGUUACAUUUAGCUAAGGGAGAAAAUCUAGUCCAAUUUCUACACUUGAUCCUGGACAAACUCAUCCAGCUUAUGGUGCGACCUCCGGUUAUGUCUGGACAAACCAUGACUAUCGGACAAACUGUGUUUGAGACCCUUGUGCAGAUUGUAAAGAAAGUACAUGAACUAUUGGAGGAAAAGAAUGAUCACAAUGGUCGCAACUCCUUACUGGCUUCCUAUAUACACUAUUGUUCAUCACUUCCACAUCCUGGCAUGGUUCAUCAAACUACAUUGCCGAACUUGAAUUCGUCAUCUGGUUACAAUACGCUGGGGCGACCCUCAUCACUACCAGUAUCUAAGCAGCCCUACCAGAGGAGCAACAGUAACCCAGACUUAGCUGGUAGUACUCCUACCAGCCCUGAUAAUGAGGUUCAAGGUAUUGUUGGGGGUACUGGACGUUACCUGGACCGGACUGGUAGUAUGAGAGGGGAAGAUAUGCUUUCUCAACUUUUCCCCAAGAUGAGGGGAAAGAAGACGGUGCAUGAAGAGCUGACGUUACAGUGGCUGGUACUUAGUGGUCCUACACGUGAAGUUGCUCUUGCUCAUUCUUGGUUCUUCUUUGAACUCAUUAUAAAAAGUAUAGCUGAACACCUGGCUAAAACGGAUCGACUUAGUGCCCCUCGUCAGAUGAGAUUUCCAGACCACUUUAUAGAAGACAUCAACACUUUGGUUGGAACCUUCAUUCGUGACAUCCUUGACAGAUACAUCAAGGAGCCACCACUGAUCAGAAGUCUCAACACCAGUCUAGCAUUCUUCCUUCAUGACCUUAUAUCCUACAUGGAUAGAGGAUACGUGUUCCAGCUGAUUCGCCAGUACUGCAAAACAGUUUCUGACAGGCUGCGUACCUUGGCUGACAGUACAACUCUGAUGUUGCUGAGACUUGAUUUUAUUCGUAUUGUCUGUAGCCAUGAGCAUUUCUUUCCCUUGAACCUGCCAUUUGCUACACCACUGACUCCCUCAGGCAACUCCUCAAGCCCUACCCCAAGCAUCUCUAGCAUCAGCUCUGCCACUUCGUACACCUCAACCAGUACUCUGACAGACAAGGGACGCUUUUAUGAGCUCACUCUGGAGUUUAGACAACAGCAUUUCCUAGUGGGCCUCAUGUUGUCUGACCUAGCAGUGGCUUUAGAGACCUUUAACCCUGCCAUACAUCAGCGUGCUAUCAACAUGGUGUGCAACAUGUUGUAUAAUCAUGACCUAGAUGUACGCUACACAGACCCAGAAAUGAAGGGCAGGUUAGCUGCUUUAUACAUGCCCCUCAUUGGCAUUGUCAUAGACGCCCUCUCACAGCUUUAUGACCCCAGGGUCGAAGGUCGAUACAGAAACUCUGGAAACUUUGAUGAUGAUGAAGGGGACAAGAUCAGCCACCGAGUGGCUAUGGCAAUUGCUGGUGGAGAAGGUGUAUUUGGAGGAAGAGUUUCUGAAACGCCACAAUCCAGCAACAAUAAGACCAAGAAGUGUCCUCUCAGUGCAGAGUGCACACGUAACCUACUCAUUUGUUUUAUGUGGGUGCUAAAGAAUGCGGACCAGACAGUUCUGAGACAGUGGUGGACUGAUCUUAAUAUAGGUGUCCUUAGUCAGCUGCUGGAGGUUGUCUACUUUGCUAUCUCCAACUUUGAGUACAAGGGAAAGAAGAGUCUGUCUCACUGCUCACAACAGACACUCAAAAAGAGUGUCGAUAUGAAGUCCCGCUUGGAGGAGGCCAUACUGGGUAACCUCAACGCCCGAACAGAAAUGAUGCUGAGAAGGAAACAGAUUCCUUAUUCACCAGGUGAUAGAACCCCUCCCUCUGGACCAGCAGGGGGAGACAAUCGCCUUCGGUGGAGAAAAGACCAGCUUCAAUGGAAACCUUCUUAUGAGAAUUAUGACAGUUCUAAGCCCAGAGAUAUAGAGGCUGAUGCCCACAUUGAAGGAAACCUCGCUGCUGAAAUCAGCAUGAUAGCCCUGGAUACCCUCGAACUCAUUGUACAGAUUGCACAGUGUUUGGAGCAUAUCCCCUUGCUGAGUUGUGCAUUGAAAGUGCUCCUGCAUGGUUUCAGUCUCAACCAGAGUUCUUUGGUCUUAGAGGCCAUGUUUGCCUCUCAACGGUCCCUUGUUACAAAGUUUCUUGAUCCACUAUUUGAAGAGGAAACAGAACAAUGUGCUGACCUAUGUCUGCGACUCCUUCGACACUGUAGUUCCUGCAUAGCCAACACUCGUUCUCAGGCCAGUGCAUCACUCUACAUGCUUAUGAGGCAGAACUUCGAACUUGGAAAUAAUUUCGCACGAGUCAAAAUGCAAGUGACGAUGUCCCUGAGUUCACUGGUAGGCCAGAACCAGAGUUUUAAUGAAGAGUUCCUCCGCAAGUCUCUCAAGACCAUCCUUACAUAUGCUGAAGCUGACGUUGAUCUUCAGGAAAACACUUUUCCGGAGCAGGUGAAGGACCUUGUUUUCAACCUCCAUAUGAUCCUUUCUGACACUGUGAAGAUGAAGGAAUUCCAAGAAGACCCAGAAAUGCUACUAGACUUAAUGUACCGUAUCGCUAAGGGAUACCAGAACUCUCCUGACCUUCGCCUCACCUGGCUUCAAAACAUGGCCAGUAAACAUAGUGAGAGAGGAAACCAUGCUGAAGCUGCUCACUGUCUGAUCCAUGCUGCAGGCCUGAUAGCAGAGUACCUGGACAUGUUAGAAGACAAACCAUACUUACCAGUUGGAUGUGUGGAUUUUCAGAAAAUCACGCCAAAUGUAUUAGAGGAGAGUGCUGUGUCUGAUGAUGUGGUAUCACCUGAUGAAGAAGGAAUAUGUACAGGGAAGUACUUCACAGAAAGUGGUUUAGUAGGACUGCUGGAACAGGCUGCUAGCUCCUUCUCUAUGGCCACAAUGUAUGAAGCUAUUAACCAUGUUUACAAGAUACUUAUCCCCAUACACGAGGCACACAGAGACUUCAAAAAGCUUGGUGUCAUCCACAGUAAACUCCAUGAAGCCUUCACCUCAAUCAUACGACAGGAGGGAAAGAGAAUAUUUGGGACCUAUUUUCGAGUUGGUUUCUAUGGCCACAAGUUUGGUGACCUGGAUGGAGAGGAGUUUGUGUAUAAGGAGCCAGCCAUUACUAAGCUGCCAGAGAUAUCCCACCGACUGGAGAGUUUCUAUGGCGACCGCUUUGGCCAUGAUAAAACUACUAUCAUCAAAGACUCCAACACAGUGGAGAGAGACAAACUGGAUCCAGGCAUUGCCUAUAUACAGAUCACCUAUGUUGAGCCAUACUUUGACCUGUACGAGUUUCGGGAGAGGCUUACCUAUUUUGACAAGAACUACAACAUCAAGAGAUUUAUGUAUGCCACACCCUUCACACUUGAUGGGCGAGCCCACGGUGAAAUCUAUGAACAGUACAAGAGGAAGACUAUCCUGACCACCAGUCACACUUUCCCAUAUGUCAAGACACGUAUGGCAGUCAUAAACCGUGAGCAGGUCAUCUUAUCGCCAAUAGAAGUGGCUAUAGAGGACAUACAGAAGAAAACUAGAGAACUUGCACUGGCUUUGUCAUCAGAGCCUCCAGAUACAAAGAUCCUUCAAAUGGUACUGCAGGGUUGUCUGGGAACCACGGUCAACCAGGGACCAGCAGAAGUGGCCUUGGUCUUCCUCAAGCCUGUAAUGGAAGGCAAUGCUGUAGCUACCAAGCAUCACAACAAACUCCGUCUUUCCUUCAAGGACUUCCUCAAGAAGUGUUCAGACUCGCUGCACAGAAACAAAACUUUGAUCACCUCUGAACAGAGAGAGUACCAACGGGAACUAGAAAGGAACUACCAUUCCCUGAAAGAAAAACUUCACCCUAUGAUUUCAUCAAAUGCAUCAACACUGAGAAGACCAAAGCAUCAUAAAAGCCGAGGAAACAAGGAAUCUCCAAGUAAACAGAAGUUUUCAGGAACAGCGCUUGUGUAACUUUACUGUGAUAUCCUACCAGUGACAGUAUUAUUACAAGUGACACCUGGACAGAUUGUAAACAGGAGUUUUCUGGUACAGCGCUUGUGUUACAUAGUAAUAUUACCAAGAUAACCUAACAGUGGCAGUAUCACAUCUGUAUGAGGUGGAAAGCAGGAGUUUUCAGGAACAGCGCUUGUGCAGCUUUACUAUAAUAUCCUAAUAGUGACUGCAUUAUAUCUGUAUGUGGUGGAAAGCAGGAGUUGUCAGGAACAGCACUUGUGCAGCUUUCUUACCAGUGACAGUAUUAUUGCCCGUGACACCUGGACAGAUUGUAGACAGGAGUUUUCGGGUACAGCGAUUGUGUUACACAGUAAACUUACCAAGAUUUCCUACCAGUGACUGUGUCAUAUCUAGAUGUGGUGAAAACAGAAGUUUUCUGGUACAGCACCUGUGUAUUUUUUACUACAAUGCUCUGCCAGUGUAUGCUUUACUCGGGUGUGACAGAGCCUUGCAUUUUAGACAUAUGUCCAUGUUUUGUUCUCAAUGUCUUUCUGAUAUGGACCAACGCUUAAGAACAAUUCAUCAUAAUAUACCAGGUAUUGAUAACUUUUGAGGAGAGAAAAACUUGAGCGUUUCUGUGCUGUAUUACUUACAUUGUAUCAGCAUUCAAAAUGUAUUUACUGAUAUAUACAGAGUUUGGACAAGUAUACACAGAGGCUGAAAAUUGUGAUCUGAAUGUUAGAAAGUUUUGUCUGUAUCAAAACUGUUCAUCAUAUUUAUUAUUGUUCAUUAAUUUGUUAUGUAUUUAGUGCUGAUAACAUGUUUUUGAUUUUCACCUCACAAGUCCAAGGGACUAGUGAGCUUAUGCAAUGGCAUGGCAUCUGUUGUCUGUUGUUUUGAUAAAAAAAUGUACUAGUCAUGAAUGACUGAACAGAUUUUGACCAAAUUAGAUCUGAAGAUGGCAUUUUUGGGGACAGAAUCAAGUUUGUAUAUUGGUUCUCGGCCCCAAAGAGGCUGAGGGGUGGGGCCCAAAAUGUGAAAAAAAAAUUUAAGUUCUUUGAAAUCCUACUUUUCCUUCAGUUCUGAAUUUGUGUAAACACGACCCACAUUGAACAUUUUAAUUUCCCAUUUAUGAAUUUGUUGUGACACAACUACAUUUUAUUAAGUUUUGCAGUGGUAAUGUCUUUUUUAAGAUUUUAAUCUACCUCCACUGGUAGAACUUUCCUAAUAGGCAUUUCAAAUGUUAGAGAGAUAUUCUACCUUUUACAAAUAGAACUUUCCUAGUGGGCGUGUCGAAAACUUUUCUACUUCCUCUGGUAGAACUUCCCCAUCUCUCUACAAAGGAUAAAUUAUUGAUGAUAAAUACUAGUCACAUUAAAGUGCAAUACAGUUUAAAUGUUAAAUGUGACAUCAUUGUAACACAGGAUAGUGUUAGUGAAGUUUGAAUGAUACAUGUGUUGUUAUGUAAUACUUAAUAGAGUCAGUGAAGAUUUUUAAAAUUAAAUAUGAUGUCAUUGAUAUUUUAUCAUUUAAUGGUAAUGCGAUGAUUUUUCAUCAUGAUUAUAUUAGUCAAAUGAUAGCAGUUCUUUCGGAGUUGCCUUCCCUGACCAACAACCAGUACCGUAAGCAUGCUUGUUUUACCAUUAUUUUAUCACAUCAUCAACAUGUGACCAGUUGUAUAGUGUAUCAGUGAUGAUAGGGAUGAAUUAGACUUCUAGUGAAGUUGUAAGAAUGGAAUAAACCUGAUUAUUCCAUUUGUUUAUUUACGCUUUAUUUAUCUCCUAUUCUAGCUGCCUUCAGAAUUCACAUCCCUCAGUUGACUGUUUUCACUCUGUUGUAAACUUUCUCAUUAGUUUUGAUACAUUUUACAAACAGUCACAGAAUCAUGAAUUUUCUACUGACAUUUCAGCAUCAAUGAGCAUGGGAUUUACAAUUGUAAAACUGCUUCAUGACUAAUAAAAGUAUAAAUUUUUACAAGAA
Messenger RNA from Ylistrum balloti, 8277 nucleotides. RefSeq names its product dedicator of cytokinesis protein 7-like. Gene Ontology annotation, molecular function: guanyl-nucleotide exchange factor activity. The transcript has 47 exons. The coding region runs from base 1 to 6315 and encodes 2104 amino acids. Gene Ontology annotation, biological process: small GTPase-mediated signal transduction; positive regulation of GTPase activity. NCBI's taxonomy places the organism in Eukaryota, Metazoa, Mollusca, Bivalvia, Pectinida, Pectinidae. The record is from RefSeq and is a predicted model, not a curated record.